This is a messenger RNA of Ichthyophthirius multifiliis, 1524 nucleotides long. Its product is annotated as oxygen-independent coproporphyrinogen iii family protein, putative. The transcript has 10 exons. Lineage: Eukaryota; Ciliophora; Oligohymenophorea; Hymenostomatida. The record is from RefSeq and is a predicted model, not a curated record.
AUGAAUUUACCUAUGAAUAUUUAAGGAAAUAAUAAAAAUAUAGACAUAAAAGAAGCCUUUUUGGAUUCCUUAAAUUUAAUAAAAUAAACUAAAGUAGGCCAUAUUUGUGUUUAUUCGCUUUGUGUUGAAAGUGGCUCACACUUGUUUGAUGUAAAAAAAUAUAGAGAAUGUUAAUUUCCACUUCCUGAUAAUAAUAAUCAAGCUGAUUUGUAUGAAAAAUGUCAUGAAGUUUUAGAGGAUUAAUACUUGCAUUAUGAAGUUUCAAGCUUUUUGAGAAAAGAUUGUGAUUUUCCAAUACAUAAUCCAGCUUAUUGGAAAGAAAAUAUAUCAAAUAAAGAAUUUGAUUUAGAGGGAAUUUGUGAAAAUAAUGUUUAUGAUUAAAUUGAGAAUAUUUUAUUAGGAAGAUUGAGAACCAGUUUCGGAGUUGAUUUGGUUGAAAUUAAAAAUUUGUUCGGAGAUUUUGUUUAUAAUAUUAUUAGAGAAAGAGUUAAAGGAAGUAAAGGGUUUCUUAUUUGUGAUGAAAUUAUAACUGAUUUGUCAUUCUAUUUAAAAAUAUUUAAAAAAAUAAAAUAAAUUUAUACGCAUAAAAAAAAAAUUAUAAAUGUAAAAAUCAGAGUUCAUAAUUAUAGACCAAUUUCAGCUUCAUAAAUUAAAAAAAGCUAACUUCCUGAACCAUAAGGAGAUAUAGAAGAAUAUAUGGAAAUACUAUUAGAACAUUAAAUAAAUUGUCAAAAAUAAGGAAAAUAUGUAGAAGCAGAAUUAGCAAAACGCAGAUUAUAAGAAUUAAAAGUUGAAUUUGAAAAAAGAUCAAAAGAUGAAAUGAAAUAAAGGCAUUAUAAUGAAAAAUCUGAAAUUGAAAAAGCUCAUUUAAAUGAAUAUAAUGAAUUCAACGAAUUUUGGGAUAAAAAAAUGCAAGAAUUUAAUGAAGAAGCAGAAAGAGUUGAAAAAGAAACUUUACAAAGACAUUAAGAAGAACUUGAGAAGUUUCAGGAAGAAAUAGAACAAUCUAUAAGUUAAAAACCGAAGGAUACUCCUGAAUUAUUAAAUUUAAGAAAAAUGGAAGAAUAAUUAGCUAGAUAAUAAGAAUAUAUGGAAGCACAUUAAAUUUAAUAAAGAAUUUUUAUAUUAGAAAAGGAAGAAUUCGAAAAAUGGAAUUAUUAAAGAUAAAUAAAAGUGAAGAAUUUAAUGGUUUAAUUAAGAACUCGUCAAUAAAAUGAAAUUUCAGCUUUAAGAUAGAGAAUUAUUUCAGGUUAAGAAGAAUAAAAAAAAUCAGAAAUUAAGAAUUGGAAAAACUCCUUUAAAAAUAUAAUAAUGUAAAAAAAGAACUUGAAAAUACUUAAAUAUAAGAAGGUACUAAAAUGGAAAAAUCAUUAAAAUAUGGAUGUAUAUAAAUAAUAUAAAUAUAACAAUAUUUUAUUUUUAAAUUUAUUGCAUAAAGCUGUUAUGAAUGCUUCUAAAAUAAUGAACUAAUCAAAAAUGUCAAAUGCUUCUUUUGCUAAAAAUUAAUAAAGAAUAUAAUAUUGA